AUGGCUGAUGUUUGUCGUUAAAUCAUUACCAUCCGAUUGAAACGAUUGAAUUAAACACAAAGAAAUAUACUUUAGCGUUUUCCAGUAGAAUAAAUGCGAUGAGAAUACCGUAAAUUAUUUACCAUAGGCUUAGACAUGUGUGAUGCAUGUUCGGAUUUUAUACAACUACUUGGUUCGUACGAGGCGCAAGUUUGUAGGGAGAGUAACGAACAACCCACCCUGAGUAAGCCUGAAAUUGAUGUUAUUUACGUGUAUGUGCAGACAUGGCCUGCCAGACAAUGUAUGUGUUGUUAUCGAGACCCAAAGAACUUGGAACGAUUCAGUUGUAUUACCCAAGGACUUAUUUACAUGGUGGUUUGUCAGCUGAAACAAUUAGCCGAAAAAGGAACAGAAUCAGACAAAAAAAAGGACAAAGAAGAAAACAAAGACCCAUCAAAUUCCGAAAAGGAUAAUGAGACAUUAGAAAGGGAUAAACUUUUAAUUUUAGUGUCAAAAAUAUUUCUUUUAAACUUUCCUCUUUAUGUGGCUUUUAAGCAUACAAUACAGGCUAAACUUGAUGAGCUCACUCAACAAGAAAUGCAAAAUUUGAAUUUAUUUUGUGAUUUGCAUGAUUCAGAGAUUCCUAUUUAUUUAUUAAAAAAUGUUAGUUGGUUUUGUAAAAUGGGGGGAUUGUUAGCAAUGACGGCUUGUUUUACACAGUUGUCGCCAGAACAGUUGCCAGUAUCAACAGCACAUGCGAUGAUAUCAGUCGUUGGUAAUUUGAAACUGUGGAUGAAUUACAAGAGCAUGGUUUCUAUGUUGGUUCCAUUAAGGUCAUGUGUGUUGCGUUAUAUGUGUAAAUUAUCGGAUCAAGAUCUUCGUGCUCCUACUAUUAAGAGUAUGGCAGAUUUCUUUUUAGAUUUUAUGUGGAAUGCGAUCAAAGACCCGCUGGAUACUCCAGUCGCAUUUGACAUAGACGGGCUUGAUCUAGCAUUCAAAUAUUUUACAUCAAGCACUUUAACAAUGAGACUAGCGGGGAUUACACAAAUCAACAACCAGAUUGGUGUUUUAGCAGAAAUUUGUGUUGGCGAGUCUUUACCAGAAGCUGAAGCAGCCCCUAGACAUAUGGCCGAUUGGCUAAUUAACAACAACAUAAUUUCUCACAUAUUUGGUCCGAAUUUGCACGUCGAGGUGAUUAAACAAAGCCACAUCAUUUUAAAUUUCUUGGCAAUGGAAGGGCGCAUUACUUGUGAACACAUGGAUAUAAUAUGGGCAGCUGCUCAAUUAAAACAUUGCUCAAAACCUGUCCAUGAUCUUCUCCCGGGUUUAGUGAAACAUUUAGCGGCAUCUCCUACUCUGCAUUUAUAUAGUUUGCUCACAAAACUGGAACCAAAAGAUCACACGGAACAAACUUUGUAUCUUGCGUCAGCGCUAAUCAAAGCUGUGUGGUCCAGAGGCGGAGGUGUCCCAGAAGUAGGUUUAAUCAAUGUAGCAGCUUCAAAUGCAGGUAUAACGUUACAUAAAUGUGCCACUUCAUCAGAAAACAGUGUUAGUAUAGACCCUAGUAAUUCAGAAGAGGAACAUGGUGAAAGUACUGGGCAAUCAGAAAGUCAUAAAUCUGAUAGUGAAGAUAUCGAUGGUGUGGAAAUAGAUGAAGAGGAUGGUCCAAUUGAUGCCGGAAAUGCAGGGCCACCACCAUGUAAAUUGGCUAGGAAGCAAGCUAUUGGACGGGUUCCCUGUGAUGGAAGUAGCACAGAUCCAGAUAUUGACGGUAUCCCAAUUAAAACCACGACUUCUGAAAAAACUAAGCGAUGUUCCGCCGUAUCUAAAUCCAAAAUCGACAAGCGACAAAUUAGGUCGUCGGUGAGAAAAAAAAUACUAUCAACAUUAAACGUCUUACCUGAAGGAAUCGAAACGAUCGGUUCCAGCAGUUCCCAGGACGAAGCCGACGUCGAAGAAGUCCCUGCGAAAUUCAGGAAGCGUCGAAAAAUGCUGCGCAAAACCAGAGUGAAAAGACAGAAAGGUGUUCAUAAACGUGUAGUGGCAAUCAGCAGCAUCGAGGCGUUGAGCGAAGUCGAGGUGGACAGCGACUCGGAAAUGAAGGCGGCUCUGAAGGGGGUGGCGGCCGCCGCUCUGGUCCUGCCGGCGCAAAUGAGCGGCCUAGUCGAAACAAAUUUAAAACCUGCCGAUUAUUUAGACGAGAGUUCGUCUUGUAGCGAGUUAGGCAAGGAUUCGGUCACUUUGGAGAGUCACGAAGCGGCGUGUACAAAUUUUCUUACAUUACAUUCGCGAGGCGGUUUGAAUGUUUUCAGUCAUAUUUUGGAAAUGCUGAGCGGAGAGGAGGCUGAGGUGGAGGGCGAUGCGGACGGGAGCUAUUCGUCGAGGAUGAGCAACAAGUCGGAAAAGAAUAUGGCGGACUUCGAUGGCGAGGAUUCGGUAUGUGAAGAGGAGUUGGCACAGCUUAAUGAACAUGCUCAAAUGAAUCUUCACGCCCUAGCAAAUCAGUCGCCGGAAAAAUCUCCCGUUAGGGUGGACCCUAGAUUGUCUGCUUGUUUCAAAGCAGACAAUGUUUGUCAACCAGGAAACACACUUCUGUGGGAUUUACUACAAGACGAGAAAAUCUGCCACUUGGGAGAAGGUCUGGCACUCGAAGCAGAAAAAACUUUAUGCAACCUUAUUUGCUACACCCCAGACAAAGAAAUCCGAAUGAAAUUUAUCGAAGGGUGCUUACACAAUUUGGCCAAUAAUGUUUCUGUUGUUGUCUCUCUAAGAAUGUUGCCCAAAUUGCUCACAUCCUUUAGAGGUAUCGAUAUGCACCACGUGACGCAUUGGGCAGAACGUCAGCACCAUAUGAUGAAGCAUUUCUUCAAUAAUUUGAAAACGUACACCGCAAAUCCGGCAAAAUCGUUACCUUUGUACACCCACCAGAUGCAAGUGCAAGUACGUUUGCAUUUCCUCUCGGCCGUUUUCUCCCCGGUUGUAUCACCAAACACGUUUAAGCUCAGCAUAGAACAAGUCGACACGUUAUGGGAAUGUCUAGCUCACGACCCUGAAUGUUCAGAUGAACUCUUCAGUUGGUUGCUUUCCCAGACAAAAACCACCGAACUUCAUGCUUUAAAGAUCGACGCUUUGCGCAGACUCUACAUGCACCAUCUGCCUAGUUUGUCUCCCGAGAAGUUCAGCAUGAUUUGUUUGAGUCUCUUCCAGCAAUUGUGUAGUUUAAACCACUUACUUGCCAUCAAUAUGGGAACGGAAUCCGUUCGAGAAAGCUACAACGUGGGAAUGGACCAUAUGUGGAAGAUCGCUCUAAGGGCAAACAACACGGACGUGAGCAUGGCGGCUAUUCAGUAUAUAAACAGUUACUACAUGGGUCAAAAUCUUCAAAAUGAAGGUCAGUUCGUGUGGCAGUGCAUGACCCAUCUAAAGGCGGCCACUGAGGAUCUAGUUAGCAUGGGUACGCCUGGUGCGGAAGAAGCGCCGCUUUUGUGCAUACAAAGGGCUUUAUUGUUGAUGAAGAGCCAUCUGGAGACGUUUAGGCGUAGGUAUGCUUACCAUUUGAGGAGGUGGACCUUGGAAGGGAAAGGGAUUGGGAGUCAUUCGGCGUCGUCGACUGAUCGCUGUGGGACACCUUUGAGGUUGAUUGUUCAGUCAGGAACGUCGACGGAGCGGUGUUACUUGGAUAUGUUGACGUCGGAUUAUGUGGCAGAUUUGAGGGCUGAGAUCGUCAAGUGGGCAGAAGGACCAGCACAGAUGAAAAACCAAGAUUCGGACUCAGGCGGACACAAACAGAAUGACACUUGGAUCAGACUAAUUACACAAGGUCAAGAGCUGACGAUAGACUGUGAUGAAAAAACUCUAGCGGAAAUGGGCUUCAAAGAUAAUCAGAUGAUUUACAUUUCGAUAGGAGUUUCAAAAAAUAUGAAAAAACGCGAAUGUUUAGAUUUACCAUCAAUGCAACCGCCACCACCAAGAGAAUCGAUACCAACAUUACUCCUAUUGCGACCGAACUAUUUCGAGCAGUUAUUCUCUUUGAUGCACACCCUCAGCUCCAUGAAAGUACCAGUAAAGGGUGGCCAUCAUAUUCCAAACACUAAAGCUCAAGUACUUAGUAGAAGAGUUUGGGAUAUCUUAAGUUUGUUACCUACUAGUCCGACGUUGUUGCAAGGCUUCAAACAGUUGGACACUCCACUUACAGAGCUUCUUGAUCCGUCAAGCGCACAAAAAUUGAUGUAUUCGUUGUACAUUGUCGAAUCUUUGAGUGCUAAAAGCAGCCAGAGUAAACAAACCGAGAACGAUAAGGAACCGUGGAUUCGCACUUUUAUCCAUCAUGGUGGACUUCGCCAUUUGUUUGAUAUAUUCAUGUCAGGCGUUCUCCAACGAGAUGGCGGCAACGGCAGCGAAUGGCAACAAGAUUGUUUAGCUUCCUUACUCAAAAUUACGUGUCAGUUGGGCGUCGAACCCCUUCCACUUGAUUCGAGGCCUUCUCGAAGCGAUAAAAUCGUAAUUCCAAAUUUAAAUGAGGCAAUGUUGUCCAUGAUUGACGUCAAAAGUACCAUGCCUCAACUCACCAGCAUUUUAGAAGAAGCGUCGUUACCGAAGGAUCCAAACCUUUACAAGACGGGAUUCUGGGGAAGAGCCCAAGUCGUUCAUUAUGCUAUGUCUUUUUUAGUGUCGUGGUUACAUUGUAGUGAAGAUGCUAGGCAAGCACUCUUUCAGUCACCGAAUUUCUCCGUGUGGCUCCAGCGGCUGGUUUUGGAAGACCCAGAACCCGCCGUUCGUCGCGAAGUGUGUUCGGCUGUGUACAGGUUAUGUUUAGGUGUUUCCGCCAGCGGCGAUGUGUUAGAAAGCAGCUUAGUAGCUCCGAUGCUCUCAGAACUAUUACUGUACUUAGAUAAAGCUGAGAGUAUGGGACCUCAAAAAUUCGAAGCGAUCCCUGCACUUGAAGAAGGUAAAGAACCCUACGGUCCAGCCUGCAGAGAUUACUUCUGGCUAGUGGCACGACUAGUCGAUAGUUUACCCGAAGAUCUAAUAAAAGAAAGUCUCGAAGACCCCCAAAAUUGCGUCGUCGACAUCAACGGUUUAACCAACAAAAUCGCACGUUCACUUCUAUCAAGAGAUUAUCUCGAAACCCGGCAUCGAACGAUAGACGAUGACGGUCUCAUCGGACUUCUAAAUCUUUUAACGAAUUUAAUCAAACAUCGGCCGCCUUUCCAAGUCAGCAAACAAGGGCAAGAGUUGUUGGUUGAAGUGUUUAAUUUUUUGUUCGCGUUACCUAGUCCUAAACUACGACACGUACCGAAGUGUAAAUCGCCAAGAUCGAGAACCGCGUCUUAUGAUUUGUUGGUGGAGUUGGUGAAGGGGGCGCCACAGAACUACUAUAUUUUGCACGAGAAGUUGCUGAAACAGCACCAACCAGGAGUUUUUGCAGGACCGCAUUCACCGUAUCCUUGGGAUUAUUGGCCACAUGAAGACGGUCGAUCGGAGUGCGGUUACGUAGGGUUAACUAAUUUAGGAGCAACGUGUUAUAUGGCUUCUUGCAUGCAACAUUUGUACAUGAUGCCGCAAGCUAGAGCGUCGAUUCUUGCCGCAAACACUGAACAUUCGAAACACGAACCUACUUUGAAGGAGCUGCAGAGGAUGUUUGCAUAUUUAUUGGAAAGCGAAAGGAAAGCCUACAAUCCCCGCAGUUUCUGCAAAGUGUACACCAUGGAUCACCAACCGCUCAACACUGCCGAGCAGAAAGACAUGGCGGAGUUCUUCAUCGACCUGGUCAGUAAACUGGAAGAAAUGACGCCGGCUCUGAAAACUGUCGUGAAAAAGUUGUUUUGUGGUGUACUUAGCAACAAUGUUGUUUCUUUAGACUGUGAUCAUGUUAGUCGUACUUUAGAAGAGUUUUAUACCGUUCGCUGUCAAGUAGCCGACAUGAGAAACCUUUACGAAUCAUUAGAUGAAGUUACGGUUAAGGACACUCUUGAAGGUGAUAACAUGUAUACGUGCUCGCAAUGUGGGAAAAAGGUUAGGGCUGAAAAGAGGGCUUGUUUUAAAAAGUUACCGCAUAUAUUGUGCUUUAAUACGAUGAGGUACACGUUCAACAUGCUGACGAUGCUCAAAGAGAAGGUCAACACGCAUUUCUCGUUUCCGUUAAGACUCAAUAUGGCGGGCUACGUCGAGAAGCAGUUGAUGCCGCAACACUAUCAAGAGGACAAACUAAAACAGUACGAGCCCGAGGAUGAACAAUACGAAUACGAUCUAAUCGGCGUCACCGUCCAUACAGGAACUGCAGAUGGUGGACAUUACUAUAGUUUUAUCAAAGAUAGAACAGCUGGUUCAAGGGAUAAGUGGUUCCUUUUUAACGAUGCCGAAGUCAAACCGUUUGAUCCAAAUCAAAUAGCGGCUGAAUGUUUUGGUGGAGAAAUGACGAGUAAAACAUACGACAGCGUUACGGAUAAAUUUAUGGACUUUAGUUUCGAAAAAACUAAUAGUGCAUAUAUGUUAUUUUAUGAGCGUUGUCCCAUCGUAACACCUGAGGGAUCAGAAAGUGCAUCCACGGCACUCGAAUCUGGAGAUUCUCUAAGUAAUCACCCGUCGAGUUCGUCCAUAGCCACUUUCGAACUUAGCAAAGAAUUGGAGGAUUGGAUCUGGCAGGAUAACAUGCAUUUCAUUCAGGAUAAGAAUAUUUUCGAACAUACUUAUUUUAAUUUCAUGUGGCAGAUCUGCGGUUACAUCCCCCAAACUAUUUUACCGAUAGAGCCUGACAUAACACAGAAAGCAGCCCAACUUUCUACUUCUUUUUUCAUAGAAACGUUCAUUCAUGCCAAAGAGAAGCCAACAAUGGUGCAGUGGGUGGAGUUAGUCACAAAGCAAUUCAACGCCUGCCAAGAGGCAUGCAUAUGGUUCUUGGAGCACAUGGCUAACGAUACCUGGUGGCCAGUUCAAGUAUUACUGAAAUGUCCGAAUCAAAUGGUGCGACAAAUGUUCCAAAGGCUGUGCAUACAUGUGAUACAACGCUUGAAGCAGUCACAUUCUAGUUUAUAUUUAGAGAUCGAUCGGGACAUUCCAGCUUCGUUGAAAGAAGACAACAAGGCAAUUGAACCCUCGAAAAUCGGCAAUGCUUCUUGUGUGACUAAAUUUAUCAAAACUUUAUUAUCUCUUAUGGAACAUGGAGCGAAAGCGCAUUUGAAACAUUUGACGGAGUAUUUCGGUUUUUUGUAUGAGUUUAGUAAGAUGGGGGAGGAGGAGUCGAAGUUUUUAUUAGCAGUAGGAGCAAUUCAUUCGAUGGUGCAUUUUUAUUUAGGGCAAAAAGCAAACGAUUUUGUGGAUGUCAGCGAAGGCGAGGAAGAGGAAGAAGUAGUAGCUCUACCGAAUGACAAAUACAAACCAGCUUCACUCGAUAAAAUGAUAACUUUAAUAGCGUCACUAGUCGAAAAAAGUAGAGAUUCUAAUGUGAAACUGCAGUUAAGCGAAAAAGAUUACGGCGCUGUUGCUGAAGGAAAGGGUUUUCCGUUUUUGUAUCAACAAAUUAAAGAUAACAUCAAUCUUCAGCAAACGCGGAAUUUGAUUCACUCUUUGUGUCGCGGCAACAACCAGCUAGCUCAAUCUAUAAUUUGCAUGAUCUCACAAGCUAUUUCUAGACAUUCCGAUACUUCUCAACCGUUUUUCAAAAUUCUUACGUUACUUACUGAAAGUACUGCUCAAGGUUCCGGUGGUUCAUCCUCUCAACCCUGUUUCACUCAACUAGUUUUACAGAAAGUAUGGGAAGCUGCGGAAUGUUGUCCUUAUUCGGCACUCGAUUGGUUGGCGCUACAAGUGACUAGGAACCGACUGGUUCAUCAGUGGGUGUUGAGUUCGAUGGAUUCGUGGUUGGAGCAUUUCCUUAUAGCCCACAGUAAUCAACGAGUUCGGAACGCGGCCGGUUAUUUGUUGGUAUCCCUGGUCCCCAGCGCCCCAUUCAGGCAGGGUUUUAGAGCGACACACAGAAUGCAGAGAGAACCUCAACUGACAAACGAAGCUCAAACUGUCCUCCAUCAAGUAUACACCGGCUUGUUGAGGCUACUAUCUUCUGCGAAGCACUACACGGACAUGCAGCAGCAUGGCACCAUGAAACUAACAACGUAUUUUGCUCUACUAAUGUACUGCUGUAUUAGUAGAACCGAAAAAUUAAUGUUUGGUCAGUAUUUCCUUCAACUGUGGCACUUGUUUCAUCCAAAAUUAUCGGAACCAUCCAUACCGGCAUAUCAUAACAAACAAGCAUUAUUAGCAUUUUGGAACCACGUUUGUGUCGACUGUCCAGAAAACGUUCAACUGAUGUUACAGAACGCGCAUGUUACUAAAAAUAUUGCCUUUAAUUAUAUUCUUGCCGAUCAUGACGAUCAAGAAAUUGUUAUAUAUAAUCGUGCCAUGUUACCGGCCUAUUACGGGUUGUUAAGGAUGAUGUGUCAACAAAGUCGGAUUUUUACGAGACAUUUAGCGCAACAUCAAAACUUACAAUGGGCAUUUAAAAAUAUUACACCUCAUCCUACACAAUAUCCCCAGGCGGUUGAAGAAUUGUUCAAAUUGAUGCAACUUAUGGUGAUGAAACACCCGGACAUGACCGAAGCCGAACAACGAGAGAUCUGCAGUUUCAGACGAACCACGCUUAUGACGUACCUGCAAUGUUUAGACGGCAGAACUAGUUGGGGAACUUUAAUAUCGGCGUUUCGGAUUUUACUCGAGUCGAACGAUGACAAACUCUACGUUGCUUAUAAUGGUGGUUUACAGAUUGUUUUUGAGUGUUUUCAAAAUCUUCACAUCAUGCUUCAUGAAGCCACAGCCUGUCACGUGUCGGGUGAUUUAAUGGACAUCUUGACCAUCAUGCAAGACCUAGUCAGGUGUGUGCGGUCUUUCAGGGACAACAAGGAUGCGAGAGGCAUUUUAUUAGCGACUAAAGAUUGGUUGGAAGUUCUUCGUAAAUUGGCAACACUGUUAAAUACUUAUAAUCCUCCAGAAAUGCGAUCGUUGUGUAUAGAUGUUUUGAAAGAGUUUGUUCUAAUAAUGGCGCCUGAAGUGAUGCAAAUUUUAGUCCCGUUGUUGUCACAUUGUCAUUCGGCGUUUCAAGAUAGUCACGAUGCAGUGCCUCUCGGUCCGUAUUUUCCCAGAAGAGGUCACUCGCUACCGGUAGUUGCUGGCAAAGGCGGUGCCCGUCCUUUGCGACCCAUGGUACAAAUGACAGUGCCGCAUAAUCAACUAGAGUGCAGUCGAGGUGUCGAUCCAGAAUACGACGAAGCUCUCGACAAAUUUUACACCCCUUACCAUGAUUUUAUCGACAUGUUGUUUAGGCUUGCUGUAAAUAAUGACACAGUGACUGAGGUGUUAGUUAAUCUGAGCGCAGUAGUUGGCUUUGAGGCUGUACCGUUACAUUCCACGUACUUCCCGAAGUUGUGGCUCGACAUUUUGAAGGCUCAGCACAUAGACCGGAAGUAUAUAUCGAUGUUGACUAGCUGUAAUUAUUUCGUGGAUUAUAUAGAUGCAGUGUUAUUGGAUGAAAGAUCGGCGUUAACCGUAGAUGUGAUUUAUGAGUUUUUAGUUGCAUUUUUCCCGAAAGUAUCAGCUCAUGUACUGUCCGAGCAAACUUUAACGAUGAUUGACAACACAGUAGUAGCUCUAAGCGACCAAGUCGGUUCACUGGAAAUCACGAAAGUUGCCAAACGACUCUCCGGGGAUCUGAGAGCUUUAGUAUUAGUAUACAGCAGUCCUGAGGCUGUUCCGCCGCCACUUCUACGAAACACUUUGAAACAGUUACAGAAUAAGGUGCACACGGAGAUUGCGAAGGUCGAUCCAGGUUAUAAAGAUAAAGAAAAAGCAGAUGGUGAAGCUGCGAAAGUCGUAAGUGAAGAUGGACCGAGUACUUCAACAGACACUAGUGAUAAAACGAGUAAACUGAAAAGUGGCAGUGAUUCAGAAACGCAGAACACAUCCGGUGGUGACGAUAGUGCCGAUGAAAAAGUUAAAGGUCCUUUGGCGAACUUCAAGUUGUUGGAAUCGAUAUUGAACGAACUACUCGCCAUUGUUGAUAAAAAGGCUUAAUUUUUAUUUUGUAUGACCAAACUCUUUUUAAGUGUUCUUUACAGAUACAAAACCGCUUUUCGAUAUCGAUGUGUUUUUAAUUUUUCAUUGUAGAUACUUGCAAUAACUGGAUGGUUAUACUUUUGUAAAUUUUAGAGCUUUAAAUGGCAACCACCCGCCGUGGUUGCGAGUAGCAGGGUUUUUUGCCUUAAGAUUAAUUUAAUAAUUAAAUUCUAUUAAUUUAAGCAUGUAUCCUCUAUAAACCUCGUUAACAUGCUUGUAAACAGAUUUCAUUGUAUUAUUUCAUGCUUCUUAAAUUUUCACUGUAAACUUUUUCAUUACAAGACUGUUAAUAAAAUAUCUCUUUUAUAUGUUGCCGUA
Messenger RNA from Zophobas morio, 10401 nucleotides. It is a transcript of the gene puf, whose product is annotated as ubiquitin carboxyl-terminal hydrolase puf. Gene Ontology annotation, biological process: protein deubiquitination. Gene Ontology annotation, molecular function: cysteine-type deubiquitinase activity. Lineage: Eukaryota; Metazoa; Arthropoda; Insecta; Coleoptera; Tenebrionidae. The transcript is spliced from 41 exons. The record is from RefSeq and is a predicted model, not a curated record. Gene Ontology annotation, cellular component: cytosol; nucleus. The coding region runs from base 136 to 10041 and encodes 3301 amino acids.